This is a messenger RNA of Scophthalmus maximus (turbot), 2683 nucleotides long. RefSeq lists its product as uncharacterized. The transcript is spliced from 7 exons. Gene Ontology annotation, biological process: protein deubiquitination. Gene Ontology annotation, molecular function: cysteine-type deubiquitinase activity. The record is from RefSeq and is a predicted model, not a curated record. The coding region runs from base 211 to 2481 and encodes 756 amino acids. Lineage: Eukaryota; Metazoa; Chordata; Actinopteri; Pleuronectiformes; Scophthalmidae.
CACACACACACACACACACACACACGUAAAUGUACAGUACAGUGCACAAACACCCUGUGGGACAAGAGAAACACCUCGAGUGCACGACACUGUGUCGGGUUAUCGCCUCCUUUCCUCAUCAAAGACUAACGUGCAACGGGGAGGACUGUCUGGCACAGAGAGAAGUUCCAUCUCUCGUCGCGUCACAGUGGCUUUCAGGUCAGAGCAGGGAUGAAGGCGAAGGCUUUGUCGGUGAAGGAGUGCACCUGGAUGUCAGAGGAGUGCCACCCAGUGGACGAGCUGGCCGGAGACGCCGGCAGGGACGGACUUUGUCUACCAAAUAUCUUCAAGAGCAAGAGAGUGAAGCCGCUCACCAGGAAGCACAGCGGCCCCACCCACCACAUUUACCACACCGCCAGGGAGCUCCUGCUGGAGCUGCUGGACAGAGGAGCAGUGCGGCAGCUGAUCAGGAGAGCCGCUGGCCCGAAGGCAGGAGCCAAUCGCGCAGCAUCAUACGGCCCGGGCAGGGAGCAGAGCGCAGACGUCUCCGAGGAGGAGUACACCGAGGCGUUGACCUGGUUCUCUGUUGUCCUGCAGAGCGGCCUGUCAGCGGGCGACGGCUGCAGCCUCGGCUCCGAGCUGACCCUGAACCUGGACGGGUGGCAGGCUGUGCUGAAGAGAAACAGCUUCCAGGACAAACUCCUGUCACUCACCAGACUGGAGGACGGAGACAAGUUGGAAGCUCUCUCCGCCCUCUGUGGCCACCUAACCAGGCGCUGCCAGGCCCUGUACACGCCCGGUCAGAACCUGGCCGUGAAGAAGUACCGGCUCUCCUACCAGGAGGCUCCCUGCCCUCUCCACGCCGCCCUCCUCUGUGACCUGAGCUCGGGGUUCGUCUGCAACGUGCACCUGUACUGCCCAGAGCAGCUCCAGAGGCAGAGUAGGAAGCCUGUCGUGGGGCAGGUGGUCGAACACCUGCUGAGGCCUUUCUGCGGCCACAGGCACCUGGUUCAGCUGGACCGCUCCGCCUGGAUGGAGGGCAGGGUCACGGACAUCUUCUCCGGCUUCGGGGUCAAGGUCAACUUCGUUCCCACCGUUAAAAGGCCGGUCACGGACCCAACAGUCACCGACCCCGCGUCUCAACUCGUGGCCCACCUGCAGGGUUGGACCGGACCCGCCCUGCUUCCCCAGUCGGACCCCAAAGGAUCGGCGGGGGGGGACGUGUUCCUGCCGGGCCUCUGGGCAACGCUGCACACGGUCUGCAUCAACACGUUUGUGCUCCACUCUCUGCAGAGCCGGGGCUCCGGCAGGCGGGUGCAGCUGAGAGAGUUCACCAGGACCCUGGCCUCUCAGCUGGCCAAGGACGCCAGCGUCACCGUGCCCGUUUUGCCUCAACUAAACAGCAACUCACACCACGAGACGAGCGUCGCAAAUCUCCCUGAGCAAAGGACACACACAGAAAUUGAGAAAGCGAGGGGGAACGCGCCCGGUGUGUGUGGUUUGGACAACUCCGGAAACUCCUGCUACUUAAACGCUGUGCUCCAGUGUCUGUGCUCCACCGUGCCCCUGGUGGAGCACCUUCUCAGUCAGGACACCCGCAGAGAGCUGGCAAGGUGUAAGUGCCGCGUGGCCGACGUGUUUGUCCGGCUGCUGGAGGAGAUGUGGACGGGAAGGAGCUCCAGUUGUGCCCCCGUGGAGGCCCGAUCGGUGCUGUGCUCCGUCCUCCCCCAGUUCAACAACUACUCCCAGCAGGACGCCCAGGAACUCCUGCUCUUCUUCCUCAACGCACUGCAUGACAACCUCAAGAAGGUGGCGAAGCGCCAGACGCGCUCCCCCAACGGGCGGCCGAGACGAGACCACAGGAGAAACUGUGACGCCGCGGCAGGACGCUCCACCAUCGUCUCGCGUCUGUUCGAGGGCCAGCUGAGUUACGUGACCCUCUGCGUGCACUGCGACCUCCAGACACACAGCACACAGUCCUUCACCGUACUGUCCCUCGCCAUUCCAACAGACGUCAUCAAGUGCUCCAUGCAGGAGUGCCUGUCGCUGUUCUUCGAGCAGACGGUCCUGACCGGGGGAGAGAGGAUGCUGUGCUCGGUGUGCGGGCUGAGGAGAGAGACGGCGGUCCUGACUCGUUUGGACAAGCCGCCCGAGAUCCUAAUUCUGCACCUGAAACGGUUCGGUUGUAAGGGGAAGAACCAGGUGAAGUUGAGGACCAACGUCGUUUUCCCCAUGAAGCUCGACCUCUCUCCGUUUCUGUCCAGCUCCGUACAGAACACCUCACACUCUUCAUACCACCUCUACGCUGUCGUGAACCACGCAGGUCACCUGAACAUGGGUCACUACACGGCUCUGUGCCACAACGCCCUGACCCGGACGUGGCAUUGUUUUGACGACUCUGCGGUCAGAGAGGUGCAGGACGGCCUGGUGCAGUCUCCAAACGCCUACCUGCUGUUCUACAGCCGCAAGCCUUUCCAAAAGCCAGGGAUCCACGGACUCUGAGCUCCUCUACCUACAGGCCAAAAGACGACUUUACAACUCUGUGUACAUUAUUUUUUCAUCAUCUCUCCCCAUCAUAAUUAAUGCAGAUUUACAACGUCUUCAUCAAUAGAUCCGGUUGGGCUAAAUCUGUGAUGCAUCUGGUUUCUCCAUACCUGUACAUCGAAUAAAGUCGAUCUACCACUGACGUGUGUUCUACCACAAA